UCUUGGACCAGGCCCAUCCAUGAUCUCUUGACCCUUCCGAUCCUCUCAUGAAAAAUUGCCCCUGGUGCUCAUAUCAACCAGUUCACUCCUUGCACUCAUAAAACCUCAAAAGCCGAGCAGUGAAAAACAUCUACCCCUAUCUCUAUAUGGUAAUGCUACUAUCUCGGCGCGGAGCUCCGCGUAUCUUUUUGAGUUUCACUCGAACCAUGUCGUCUGCUAAAAUCAUCGACGGUACCCAGGUGGCCAAGUCCGUGAGGGAGGGCGUGGCCAGCCGGAUCGCGUCGAUCCAGUCCCAGUUCCCUCGUUUCCAACCUCAACUGGUCAUCGUCCAGGCCGGAGAGCGCCCAGACUCCUCGACCUAUGUGCGCAUGAAAGCGAAGGCUGCUGAGGAGGUUGGGAUCAAAUAUCGGCACGUCGCCCUUCCUGCGGCAAGCUCUGUCGAGGAGAUCGUCGCCACCGUGAAGAGCCUCAACGACGACGAAGCCGUCAGCGGCAUCCUCGUCCAGCUUCCUCUUGGUGAUCAUGUCAACGCUGAGGGAGAGAGGCAGGUCACGGAGGCCGUCAGUCCUGAAAAGGACGUUGAUGGAUUCCACGCGUACAACAUCGGACACCUCUCAUCGCGCGCAUCAGAGCCUUUGUUCGCUCCGUGCACGCCCUCCGCCGUGAUCAGGUUGCUGGAGUCCACCGGCGUGCCUCUUUCCGGCGCCAGCGCCGUUGUACUCGGCCGCAGCGACAUCGUCGGGAGCCCGGUGGCGUCGAUGCUUCGGAACCGCGACGCAACGGUCACCCAAUGUCACAGUCGCACGAAAAACAUCGAGAACAUCGUGAAAGGCGCGGACGUCCUCGUGGCUGCCAUCGGAAAAGCUCAGUUCGUGAAGGGAACGUGGCUCAAGCCUGGAGCUGUCGUGAUCGACGUUGGAAUCAACUACGUUCCCGACGCGACAAAGAAAAGUGGUCAGCGCCUCGUUGGUGAUGUCGAUUAUGCGUCCGCCUCCGAAGUCGCAAGCUACAUCACGCCGGUCCCUGGAGGCGUCGGUCCGAUGACUGUGGCCAUGCUCAUGGAAAACACCCUCCGAGCAGCCGAGCGCCUGUGGGAAAAGCAACGAUCCCGCAAAGUCAAGCCUCUCAAGCUCAACAUCCUGGAGAAAGUGCCGAGUGACAUCGAAAUUGCGAUGGCGCAGACGCCUAAGCGAAUUGUCGAGCUCGGUGCGGAACUGGGACUUUUGCCUGACGAGGUGGAAAGCUACGGGAAGUACAAGGCUAAGGUUGAUCUGAGUGUCCUCGAGCGCUUGAAGCAUCGCAAGGAUGGAAAGUACAUCGUGAUUGCUGGUAUCACCCCAACGCCUUUGGGAGAAGGGAAGUCGACUACGACCAUCGGACUAGCCCAGGCCUUGGGUGCUGAACUCGGCCGCCCCGCUUUUGCCUGUGUCCGUCAGCCUAGUCAGGGUCCGACAUUCGGCAUCAAGGGUGGCGCUGCGGGCGGUGGAUACAGUCAGGUCAUUCCCAUGGACGAGUUCAAUCUACACGUGACGGGAGACAUUCAUGCUGUCACCGCAGCGAACAAUCUGCUCGCUGCUGCUCUCGAUGCACGGAUGUUCCACGAAGCCACGCAAAGCGACAAAGCUCUCUACAGCCGAUUGGUCCCCACCAAGAAAGGGAAGCGUGAAUUUGCGCCACUCAUGUUCAAGCGGCUGCAAAAGCUCGGAAUUGACAAGACGGACCCGAACGACUUGACGCCGGAGGAGAUCAAGCGAUUCGCUCGGCUCGAUGUGGAUCCCGAAACCAUCACGUGGAAUCGUGUGCUGGACACCAACGACCGCUUUUUGCGCAAGAUCACGAUCGGAAAGGGCCCCGCGGAGAAAGGACACGAGCGCGAAGCUGGCUUUGACAUUGCCGUUGCGAGCGAGUGCAUGGCCGUGCUGGCGCUGACGACUGGUCUCGAGGACAUGAAGAAUCGCCUCGGCGCGAUGGUCGUCGCGACCAGCAAGCAAGGCGAAGCCGUGACUGCGGACGAUAUCGGCGUCUCGGGCGCGCUGGCGGUGCUGCUCAAGGACGCCAUCAAGCCGAAUCUGAUGCAGACGUUGCAGGGGACGCCCGUCUUUGUACAUGCGGGACCCUUCGCCAACAUCGCGCACGGAAACUCGUCGAUCCUUGCAGACCAGAUCGCGCUGAAACUCGCUGGCACGGAGGAGGGCGACUCGGCGGACCGGGUGGGCGGACUCACCCCAGACGCCACCGUCAUCGUUGCUACGACGCGGGCCCUGAAGAUGCACGGCGGGGGGCCGGAUGUGACGCCCGGAAAGGCGCUGCACGAGACGUACACGAAGGAAGACCUCGUCACGCUCAAGGAGGGAUGCAAGAACCUGGUCAAGCACAUCCAGAACAGCCGCAAGUUCGGCGUCAAGGUGAUUGUCGCCAUCAACCAGUUUGCGUCGGACACGCCCGCGGAGCUGGCGCUCGUGCGUGACGAGGCGCUCGCUGGGGGCGCGGAUGCCGCCGUUGUCAGUAACCACUGGGCCGAGGGCGGCGCUGGUGCGCGUGCGCUGGCCGAGGCGGUCAUCGCGACGUGCGAGGGCGCGUCGAACUUCAAGUUCCUGUACGACCUGGACCUGCCCAUCGACGAGAAGAUCUCGAUCAUCUGCAAAGAGAUCUACGGUGCGGACGGGAUCGAGCUCAGCGAGCUGGCCACGACCCAGAUCGCCACCUACACCGCCCAGGGAUACCGCAAUCUCGCCAUUUGCAUGGCCAAGACCCAGUACUCGUUCUCCCACGACCCGAAACUGAAGGGUGUCCCGACAGGCUUUACUGUGCCGAUCCGGGAAGUGCGCCUGUCCGCGGGAGCCGGAUUCCUGUACCCGAUUCUGGGCGACAUGCAGACGAUGCCGGGCUUGGGGACGCGUCCCGGCUUCUGGGAGGUCGGGCUCGACCCUGAGACCGGAGCUGUGCAGGGUCUGUUCUAGACCGUGCACGGCGGAUGUUGUGGCCCCGGGAGCCUAUGUUCUCAACGAAUCUGGCUCGACUCGCGGCUCACCCCGGCCUCGUUAGCACGUGUCCGUCUCAACACGGUCUGCUGCUGAUCGGUCGCCCGUGAGCGCCAAUGGACAGGGAGGAGGUUACUGCAUUAGAUACAGUAGAGCGCGUCCGGUUCGUCUCAGUUGUUUGCAUGUCGUGUUAUCUACAAACAAUGUCAUCUACAAACUAAACUAAACUACAAACUCAGUGGGUUUUGGACAGCUUCAAGCUCGACAUGCGGGGCUUGGUGAAGUUGGGCACAGGGAACAGCUGCGGCCACGUCCAUGGCUUGUGCUGCGGCGCGAGACUGCCGUGCACCACGUCGAGCGUGAUGUUGUUGUAUGCGGCAUCCACUUGUCGGCUGUAUGUGUUGAGAUGGCCGUCGAUGUAGUUCAGCGUGUUGUUGCUCGUCCCAUUUCCCGUGUUUCCAUUCGGGGAUGUGAUGAAAUAGCCUCCAGCGAUCUGGUGCUCUUGGAUGGAAGACCCCAAAGUGAAAGGCGCAGGGAGGAGAUCACGAUUGUAGCUGUGAUCAAUCACACAAUGGACUUGGUGGCGAGAAGACAUCAGCAAAGGUACAGUGUGGACGAUGGAAGAAGAAACUGACAUGAAUUGCCAUCCGAGGACAAAGUCGUGUAGUUCAGGAUGAAGGGAUAGUUGAAUUUGUCCUGGACAGCGGGCAGGCCGUUGUGCAAAGACAGCAUGCUCCCGGAGGUAUACUGAUACACAUUCUAGGAGACAGUCAACCUACAAGCACAAAACCGAAACCGAUCACAACCGACCUGGACAAAGUUGUUCUGCAGAUAGUUCUGAGUGUUCGUGUACGCCAGAUUCUGCGUCCAUUCGACGAACGUGAUCUUGCCGCUCCCGCUGACGAAUUGCGACGAAAUGGAGACCUUGCGGGUCGCAGAGACGGUCACGUUCACGUCCCCGUUGCUGCCCACGGCGCCGACGAUGCUGCUCUCAGCAUAUGGCUCGACGUUGUACGACGUGAUCUUACCCGUCGUCCGCUUCGGCGACGGAUCUGUGAAGACCUGCAGGUUGCCGGAAACAUACCAGUUGCCGAGGACACCUUUGUCCGCCUCGGCCGAGGCCACAUCGAUCGUGAAA
Messenger RNA from Mycena citricolor, 4119 nucleotides. NCBI's taxonomy places the organism in Eukaryota, Fungi, Basidiomycota, Agaricomycetes, Agaricales, Mycenaceae. The record is from the annotation of a GenBank genome assembly.